This is a messenger RNA of Pyrgilauda ruficollis (rufous-necked snowfinch), 2174 nucleotides long. It is a transcript of the gene RAD17, whose product is annotated as RAD17 checkpoint clamp loader component. Gene Ontology annotation, biological process: DNA repair; mitotic DNA replication checkpoint signaling; DNA damage checkpoint signaling. The record is from RefSeq and is a predicted model, not a curated record. Lineage: Eukaryota; Metazoa; Chordata; Aves; Passeriformes; Passeridae. Bases 321 to 2174 code for a protein of 617 amino acids. Gene Ontology annotation, cellular component: Rad17 RFC-like complex; nucleus. Gene Ontology annotation, molecular function: ATP hydrolysis activity; chromatin binding; DNA clamp loader activity. The transcript is spliced from 15 exons.
CAGCUAAGGGACGGUGGAGAGGAAGGACCCCUCGGCGCCGUGUGAGGGGACGAGGCCGGGCCGGGAGCGCCGGGAGCUGCCCGGGACACCGGGACACACCGGGAGGAGUCGCGCCGGGGCCCUGCCUCCGCCCGGAGCACCGGGACACACCGGGAGGAGUCGCGCCGGGGCUCUGCCUCCGCCCGGAGCACCGGGACACACCGGGAGGAGUCGCACCGGGGCCCUGCCUCCGCCCGGGGCACCAAGUCCCCUGGCCUCGGGUCUGCGGCGGGGCCCGGCGGGGGCAGCGGGCCGCAGGCGCCGGGCUCCCCCGGCCGAGGAUGUCUGGCAGCGGCCCGGGAAGGCCGGCGGAGGUGGCAGAGUGGCCGGCACAUCCCUUCGAUGACUUCUUUGGGAGCACAGGCCUCGGCCUCUGCGCCGUGAGGCCGCUGAGGGGCAGAGCCCGUGGGCAGAAGCAGAGAGCCCCGAGCCCCGUGGCAGAGAGGAGCAGAGCCCCAGCUCGUGCCAGGAAGAGAAGCAAGCCGGGUGCCGCGGAUCUGCCGUGCGCCGCGCCCGGCCGCAGCCAGGCCCAGGAGGAGCUGCCGUGGGUGGAGAGAUACAGGCCUGAAAGCCAGAGUGACCUUGCUGUGCAAAAGAAGAAAAUUGAGGAAGUUGAAACCUGGUUAAAAACACACAUAUUUCAGAGGCAGCCAAAGCAGGGUGGCUCUGUCUUGCUGCUGACUGGCCCUCCUGGCUGUGGAAAAACUGCAACUCUGCAAAUUCUAGCCAGAGAUCUUGGCCUUCAGGUGCAAGAAUGGACCAAUCCACUCUCUUUAGACUUCACAAAGGAAGACUUGAGGAACAUGUUUGGCCAUGACUCAAAUUUUCAUACGUUUCCGAGUCAGGCCCAAGCAGCUCUCUUUCAAGAUUUUCUAUUAAGAGCAAAUAAGUAUAACAAACUUCAGAUGCUUGGGGAGUCCUCAGAAAAUGAUAAAAAGCUUAUUCUUAUUGAAGACAUUCCUAACCAAUUCUACCGAGAUCCUGGCAGCCUGCAUGAAAUCCUCAGGAGUUUUGUUCGCAGGAGCAGGUGCCCCCUGGUCUUCAUAAUCUCAGAUAACUUCAGUGGAGACAGCAACCAGAGGUCACUGUUCCCCGCUGACGUUGUAGAGGAGUUGUGUAUAUGCAAUAUUAGUUUCAAGCCUGUUGCACCAACAAAUAUGAUGAAAGUUCUCAAUCGAAUAGCUGCAGCAGAAGCCUCUAUGAACAGAGAGAAUUGCACCCUUGACAGAACUUCUCUGGAGUUGCUUUGCAGAGGUUGUUCAGGUGACAUAAGAAGUGCAAUAAACAGCCUUCAGUUCUCCUCUACAAAAGGCUGCUCAUUGGAGAAAGAAUUUUGGUCGAAGAAGAAGAAGAGCUCCACAGUAAAAUGUGAGGAAGCAGGAGUAUCCAAAGUACGAAAGAAAAGUAAAUGUGAUACCUCAGAAGACCAGGAGAUACAAGCAAUUGGUGGCAAGGAUGCAUCCAUUUUUCUUUUCCAUGCUCUGGGGAAAAUUAUUUAUUGCAAAAGAGAAGCAGUGCCAGAAGCAGAGUGCCCUCAGCUGCCUGCUCACCUGUGCAGACACCGCCGGGACACGCUGCUCAUCCAGCCUGAGGAAAUUGUGGAGAAAUCACAUAUGUCUGGAAGCAUGUUCAAUCUGUACCUUCACCAGAACUACGUGGACUUUUUUCCUGACAUAGAUGAUGUAGUGAGAGCCAGUGAAUAUCUGAGCACUGCUGAUGUCCUUUGCAGUAACUGGAGUGCACGGCUUGUGAUGGAGAGCUACAGUGCCUCUGUGGCCACCCGGGGGGUGAUCCACUCCAACACCUCCAGAGCCUUUGCCCACCAGCAGGGAGGCAUGGGCUUCCGACCCUUGCACAAACCCCAGUGGUUUUUGAUCAAUAAAAAGUAUCAGGACAAUUGCAUUGCUGCAAAAUCUCUGUUCUCAAGCUUCUGUUUACCACCUGAGUGCCUUCAGACAGAGCUGCUGCCUUAUCUUGCUAUGUUAGCAAACCCAAUGAGAAACCAAGCUCAGAUUGCUUUUAUCCAAGACGUGGGGAGGCUGCCACUCAGGGGCUGUGGGGUCACCGUCACCGGGGGGUUGAACAAAGCCUGGGAGUGGCACUCGUGCCAGGGUUCAGUUGAUGGGGAGGUGUGA